Iphiclides podalirius (scarce swallowtail) is the source of this 852-nucleotide messenger RNA. The record is from the annotation of a GenBank genome assembly. NCBI's taxonomy places the organism in Eukaryota, Metazoa, Arthropoda, Insecta, Lepidoptera, Papilionidae.
AUGUGUCCAGCUUGUAAAAGUAAAGUUCCUCGUGCUGGAGACAACUCCAAUACACCGGUAAAGUGUCAGGAUGUGGGGGACAGUAGUCCCAUCCACAAAGAUAUUGAUAUAGGCUUGGAAAUACGACUGUUUCGAAAUGAACUCGGGGCGAUGCGCAAUGAGCUAAAGGAGAUAAGAGACAAUGUCUCCAUAUUAAGGGACACAAUCCUCGCGUGCACUAAAAAUUUAAAGGAAAUCGAUACCAUGGUCACCAAGUUGGAGAAUCGAAUGGAAGAACAGGUGCAUAAGUGCGAUUCCAAGGAGGUCGAAGAGACAAUUGGUGAAUUAAGGAUCCAACUAAACGAGAGGAAUCAGGACCUAUUAGCCAAUGACUUCGAAAUAUCGGGAAUACCGGAACAAAAGGGUGAGGAUGCAAUUAACACUGUUUUGUUAUGCGCUAGAAAGUUAGGUCUUGAUGUUGAUCAGCGUGAAAUAGUCCAUGCCGAGCGCGUCGGUAAUUUACGCAAAGCUAUUAACAAUAUCAAUAGCUCUCAAGAAGGAGUUCCUGUGGGACUACGUAGAAUUGUGGUGCGGAUGAGCUGGCGUGCGCUACGAGAUGAAUUUAUACGUUCGGCCCGUGUGCGGCGCACCUUAACCACUGAGUCCCUGGGGUUACCCGGUGAGCCGCGUCGAUUUUAUGUGAACGAGAGGUUGACACCUUUGAAAAGAAAACUAUUCGGUAAAACUCGGGAGGCAGCGAAAAAAGCAAACUGGCGCUAUGCUUGGACGAAGGGCGGGCAAAUAUUUCUUCUACCGUUGCGCGAAGGUGCAGAUCUGUCCGGAGAAGCGGCACGACCUUGCCGUGUGCCGUGC